AUGUUUGACAUCUUUUUUGGAUGGAGAAAAGCCUCUACGUGUAAGAAAUUGAUCAAGAAAGUUCAAUGCCGAUUGAAGCUUCUGAAAAGCAAAAGAUUUGCCAUGAGCAGGUAUUUAAGAGAAGACAUUGCUCAGCUUUGGAAGAAUGGAUAUCACCACAUUGCUUUCAACAGGCUUGACCAACUAUGCAUGGAUGAAGAUAUGAUAUUAGUGUACGAAUUGUUGGAUCAAUUCUCCGAGUUCAUAAUACUCAACUUUCGACACAUUCGUAGACACAAGGAUCUUCCCAAGGAUGUAAACGAGGCUGUUUCAACCCUCAUCUUCGCCUCUGUAAGAUGUGGUGAUCUUCCGGAGCUUAGGCUUCUCAGGAAUCUCUUUGAGAAGCGUUAUGGUCAUAAGAUUACAGUCGCCGCUGUUGAAUUGCACCCUGGUAACCUUGUUAACUUACAGGUGAGAGACAAGCUUACCCUACAAUCAGUUCCAGAAGAUGUAAAGAAGAAAGUGUUGGAUGAAAUAGUCAAAGAUUUCUUCUUCAAACCAAAGUUUUCACUGCAGGCUAUCACUCAAGUUAAAGGGAAAGAUGAUGAAUGUGUGAUAGAAACGGGUGCUAUUCAAGUAUGGAAAGCAGAGGAAAAAGGAAAAGUUGGGUGUUGUUCACAAAGCUCAAUCGAUUAUCAGUACUGUGAUCAUGAUUCAGUGGUUUACCUGAAUGAUGUACAGGAAUUCAAGUCCCUUACCAAGCAAGGAAUGGACAAGUACUGCGUAGAUGAUCAGGAUCAAAGAUUCUUCAUGUUCACCUCGAAUUUAACUAUGGAAAUGAUAAGACAGGGAUCAGAAUCUAGGGUGACACAGUUUGUUGAAGACGUCCAACAUGAGAAUUGUUACAGUUAUAUAACAUAUGAACCAUACUACUUUAACAUGAAUGGUAGCAAUGAUGGUGUUGAGGUGAGUAAGUGCAGGGCUGUCGUGCCCUAUGUAAGGGAUGCAACGAGACUGGAAAUGGAGAUGAAGAAAACAGAAAUCUGUGAAUCAAAUUCUUUGAAACCAGAGAAUAACAAGUCGAUAUCUCCAAAGCAUGUACACCCCAAGUUGCCAGAUUAUGAUGAGAUAGCAGCUAUGUUUAGAGCUCUUAAGAAACUUCAUCAACUAACUCUUUAAUUAAGCAUCUCUUGUUCAAUUCA
Molecule: messenger RNA, 1181 nt
Organism: Spinacia oleracea (spinach)
Lineage: Eukaryota; Viridiplantae; Streptophyta; Magnoliopsida; Caryophyllales; Amaranthaceae
Exons: 5
Coding region: 1-1158 (385 amino acids)
Biological process (GO): protein transport
Source: RefSeq, a predicted model, not a curated record